AUGUUAGCUUGUGCUCUUACCUCCACUCCAACUGACUAUACGACCAAACUGACUUCAGACACAGACACUCCACUUGCAGAUCCUUCUCCUUAUAGAAGGUUGAUUGGAAGACUAAUUUAUCUUACUUCCACUCGUCCAGACAUCACCUAUGCUGUUCAAAAUCUAAGUCAAUUUGUUUCCUCCCCCACUGAUCUUCAUUACAGGGCUGCUUUUCGUGUUUUAAGAUAUUUAAAGCAAUCUCUGGGUGUUGGAAUUUUCUUUUCUUCCUCAAGUGCUUUACAACUAAAAGGCUUUAGUGAUUCAGAUUGGGCAGGUUGCCCUGAGACAAGACGAUCUGUUACUAGUUUUUCUGUCUAUUUGGGUGAUUCUUUGAUUUCUUGGAAGUCAAAGAAACAAGCAAUGGUCUCACGUAGUUCAUCUGAGGCUGAGUACCAGGCUCUUGCAUCAACUACAUGCGAGAUUCAAUGGCUUUCUUAUUUGCUUGAUGAUUUCAAAGUUUCUUACAAAAAGCCUGCAUUAUUGUUUUGUGAUAAUGAUUCUGCCAUUCAAAUAGCUUGUAAUCAGGUUUUUCACGAGAGAACGAAGCAUAUUGAGAUAGAUUGCCAUGUUGUUAGAGAAAAGGUUAAUCUUGGAGUUCUCAAUCUUCUCCCGGUUUCUUCUUCAAUGCAACUUGCAGACAUAUUCACGAAAGCUCUUCAUCCUCAUGUUUUCAAAGUUUCUUACGGCAAGCGAGGAAUGUAUGACAUCCAUUCCCAACUUGAGGGGCCUGUUACAAUUCAAAUAGGCUAG
Molecule: messenger RNA, 789 nt
Organism: Cajanus cajan (pigeon pea)
Lineage: Eukaryota; Viridiplantae; Streptophyta; Magnoliopsida; Fabales; Fabaceae
Product: Copia protein
Source: RefSeq, a predicted model, not a curated record